Molecule: messenger RNA, 2014 nt
Organism: Scophthalmus maximus (turbot)
Lineage: Eukaryota; Metazoa; Chordata; Actinopteri; Pleuronectiformes; Scophthalmidae
Product: cAMP-responsive element modulator
Exons: 5
Coding region: 193-903 (236 amino acids)
Biological process (GO): regulation of transcription by RNA polymerase II
Cellular component (GO): nucleus; transcription regulator complex
Molecular function (GO): DNA-binding transcription factor activity, RNA polymerase II-specific; RNA polymerase II cis-regulatory region sequence-specific DNA binding
Source: RefSeq, a predicted model, not a curated record
UUCAAAUCAAAACAUUCCAUUACGAUGCACACAGAGCCGCAACAGUUAAUCGACAAGUAAUCGAGUACUCGAUUAAUCGCCAACAAUUUUGAUGAUCGAUUGAUCGGUUCAAGUAGUGUUUAUGAAAAUUGUUCUUCGCUCCUCCACGGAUAAUGAUAACAAUCGUUAGCCGCAGCCCUAGAUGCAAAUCAGAUGUCAUCGCCGAUGACAUCAAGGAUCAAAGAAUCAAAGGUGAACCUGAGUGAGCAGCCCCUCUCACUGCCUGUCAGGAUGAAGGAAGAGGAGACUUGUCAGCCAGUUCCACCUGUGACGUCCAUUCCUUUACAUCCUCAGUGGUUUGCUUCCCAGCAAAAUGACCCUAGCCUGCCGUUUAUGGCCAUGGCCGGCCCACAGACACAGCAGCCUCUACCGGGCACCUCUCAAUACUAUAGUGUUGUGCAGAAUCGCAUGCAGCACUAUGGUAUGCCCACAUUGCAAGGUCGUCCUGUCCAGUUCCAACCUGAUGGAACACAUAACAUCCUGCUGCAAACACCACACCCUACGACGAGCACCACAGAGAACAGAAGGGACAGGCUGGACCAGCCACAGAUGAAUAGUAAGCAGACACUGUCAGGUUCCGCGGGUGACUUCACUGCCUACCAGCAGCACAAAGCCAGCUCCAGCCUCCCGCACGGGGGGGCAGGGGCCAUUGCUCAUAGCUCCAAGAAGCCCGGAGAGGUGGUCUCACAUAAGAGAGAGCUCCGCUUGCAGAAGAACAGGGAAGCCGCCCGGGAGUGUCGACGAAAGAAGAAGGAAUAUGUCAAAUGCCUAGAAAAUCGCGUGGCCGUGCUGGAAAAUCAAAACAAGACUCUGAUUGAGGAGCUUAGAGCCUUAAAAGACAUUUAUCAGCACAAAGCUGAAUAACUCCUCUGAAGGCAUCGCGACUGUGUGGAACUAUGAGCAGUAGUCGGUUUCCGUGAGAUGUCUCGAGGACUAGAGGUUUUUUUCUCAUGUACAAACACUCACAUGAACACACUCGCACAAAACACUCCUUGUUCUUGCCGUUAAAUGUGUUUACAGGAUGAUGUCAAUGUUUCUGGCUCUGAACCGUGCGCACGCUACUACCAGCAACAACAAGGACCUUGUUUCAGGUCAGGGUCAUUGUCAGUGAGCUUAUGUCCCAUGUACAGCCAAAGCAAGCAGGAAGACAAAGAAGGAAUAUAUGGAUCACCUGCACACUCACAAAGCCUUACUGAGUCAGAUACUAGAGGUCCAGCAUUGAUCCGUCACAUGUGCUGCUCCACACUUAACAUUCCUUUACGAUUAGUUUUAUAAUUUGGCUCUGAUGAUAUUCUAUAUCAGCCGUUAGUUUUUUUUAUAAUUGCUGUAUUUCGCUACGGGAUCUUUGUUCAGGGAAACACUUUCAUAGACCAAAUGUUCAAAUGGGACCUCAUCAUCGGGGUUUCACAUGGCAAUAAGAAAACAAAAAAUUCCAGCACACACCAGGAUGCCAGGAUUGAGCUUGACAUUUUUUGUUUUCUCAUUGUGAUUGAUCCUGCACCGUCUGGCACCCAGGAGAAGCAUUGCUGUGCACGGGGAACAUCGUUUUUGUUUUUCUUUCAUAGAAAUUAUACUAUUCCACUUCAGAAAUCCAAAUGCAAGCAUACCAACAGGAAUUUAUCAUCCACCAUCCAUCCUUCAUAUUUAAUGCAGAGACCUACCAAUGUCUGCAAGGGCAUUUUCUGCUUUCAACCUGUGGCAUUAAUAUUUAUUUUUUAAAAAUUGUAAGUUUAAUAUUUAGUUAACAAAUACACAAAAUAAUGUUUGUUAAAAUUGUAUGAACUCUGUGUUUUGAAUCACGUUUCUUCACAAUCAUUUAAAAUUGAAGUUGUUAGACGAUGUUAGAAGUUUUUGAUGACAAAUUGAAUGCUGAAAUUCAGCUCUUAACAAGUGUUGGUGUUUUGUUUUGUUUUUCAACAUUAGCUGUUGUCUUGUUUUUACCGCACCGUAUUUUAAUAAAGUUUUCUUGCUCAUC